Prunus armeniaca (apricot) is the source of this 528-nucleotide messenger RNA. The record is from the annotation of a GenBank genome assembly. Lineage: Eukaryota; Viridiplantae; Streptophyta; Magnoliopsida; Rosales; Rosaceae.
AUGGGCAACACAUCCUCGAUGCUCACUCAGUACGACAUCGAAGAAGUCCAGGACCACUGUAACCACACAUUUUCGCAGCAGGAGAUAGUUUCUCUGUAUCAGAGGUUUUGUCAGCUCGAUCGCAGUGGCGGAGGUUUCAUCUCCGCCGAUGAGUUCUUGUCCGUACCUGAAUUCGCCGUCAAUCCUCUUUCUCAGAGAUUGCUAAAGAUGUUGUAUGGAUUGAACUUUAAGGAAUUCGUAGCUUUCUUGUCAGCAUUCAGUUCUCGUGCAACCUUGGAGCAAAAAAUUGAGUUUAUUUUUAAGGUAUAUGAUUCAGACUGCAAUGGGAAAGUCGCAUUCAGUGAUAUGUUGGAUGUUUUACGGGAUUUGACGGGGCAGUUCAUAUCUGAGCAACAGAGGGAGCAAGUGUUGACCCAUGUCCUAGAGGAAUCAGGCUAUACAAAGGAUUCUUUGCUAAGCAUAUCUGACUUUAUGAAGACUCUUCGCAACUCUGAUUUGAAGAUGGAGGUUGAGGUUCCUGUGGAUUGA